UUUUACAGAGAAACAUCACAUGGGCAGCAGCAGCAGCAGGAACAGGAACAAGACAAUAUUUACUUUUUACCAACUGCUAACGACAUAAGCUUAAGUCUUAUAUAUUCCCAAAUCGGACACCAUGGCGGACAAUGUGCCUUUUAGUCACAGAUGUACGGCCUUCAUAUUUGGCCUAUUUCAGACCAUUUCUCGCUUCUUCUUUCGCCUGAUAUUUGGAGCCAAGGGUGAGCGUAUGCCCCCUAUAACGGAUUCAAUACUUCUCGAAUCGGCCACUUCGUUGGCAACGAAAAUACGCAACCAGCAGCUGGGCAGUGUUCAGGUGCUGGAAUCAUUUAUACGCCGUAUCAAGGAAGUGAAUCCAUUGCUCAACUGUGUGGUGGAUCAGCGCUACGAUGAGGCACUCAAGGAGGCAGCCGCAGCGGAUGAACUGAUCAAAUCGGGACAGUACACUGUGGAGCAAUUGGCCGAGCAGAAGCCAUUUUUGGGUGUGCCCAUUUCUACCAAGGAUUGUAUAGCGGUGAAGGGACUGCUCCAUACGGCUGGUCUCUAUGCACGCCGGGAUGUGCGUGCCGAUGAGGAUGCAGAAGCAAUGGCUUUAAUGCGCAAGGCUGGCGCUAUUCCCUUUGCCCUGACCAAUGUGUCGGAGGUGUGCAUGUGGUGGGAGAGCAACAAUACGGUGCAUGGCAGGACCAAUAAUGCCUAUGAUACGAAUCGCAUUGUCGGUGGCUCCAGCGGCGGCGAGGGUUGUGUCCAGUCAGCAGCUGGUUCACCCUUUGGCCUGGGAUCGGAUAUUGGCGGUUCCAUUCGCAUGCCGGCCUUCUUUAAUGGCAUCUUUGGACACAAGCCCAGCAAGCUGAUCGUAUCGAAUAAGGGACAGUUCCCAGAGCCAUUCAGUGCGGAACAGAACUCGUUCCUUGGUCUGGGUCCCAUGUCUCGCUUUGCUGAGGAUCUGCGUCCCAUGCUACAGAUUAUGGCUGGCGAGAAUGCGAAACUGUUGCGUUUAAAUACGCCAGUUGCUCUAGAUAAGCUCAAGUUCUUCUACCAGGAGUCGGAUGGCGGUGGUCGCAUGGUAUCAUCUGUAGAUCCAGAUCUUCAGCAGGCUAUGCGUCGCGUUGUCCAGCAUCUGAGCGACAAGUUUGGCAACGGACGAGUGGAACGUGUGCAGCUGCCGCAGAUUCGUCAAUCGGCGGCCAUUUGGUUUGCCAAUAUGCGCGAUGAUUCUGGACAUGGAUUCAGCUAUCAGCUGGGCAAUCUGCAACGCGAUAUCAACACUUAUUUGGAGAUGGCCAAGUGGAUGGUUGGUGCCUCCAAGCACACGUUAAUUGGCCUCAUUACGGCGGUGAUGGACAGCAAUCAGUGUCAGCAUGGUUCAUCCAAGUACAAGCAUCUGGUGGCCAAGCGAGAUGAAUUGCGCGCCAACAUUCAGAAAUUGCUGGGCGACAAUGGUGUUCUCAUCUAUCCCACGCAUCCCACUGUAGCACCGUAUCACAACGAGCCUCUGCUGCGUCCCAUUAACUUCUCCUACACGGGCAUCGUGAAUGUUCUCGGGUUUCCGGCAACCGCUGUUCCCUUGGGACUGGGCAGCGAGGGAUUGCCGCUGGGCGUCCAAGUGAUUGCCAAUUUCAACGAGGAUCGCCUCUGCCUGGCCGUCGCCGAGGAGCUGCAGCGUGCCUUUGGCGGCUGGAAGCGUCCAGAGGUCCAUCUUUGAGCCAUUUGUAUACCCCUAUGUGUGUAACUUAGCUUAGUAAUUGAAAAUUGUAUCUUGGGCCCCACGUAAAAAACUAAACCCCACCAAAUACUACUCAAAUUUGAAAGUCGUUCUAUUAACGUGUCCAAUGUUCCCCUAUUUGUAUAUGUAUGAAUAUACAACGGAUUCUAGUGCCUCGUAAUAUCAAAAUUUCAGAGUAGCUAUUAUUGCAAUUAUAUCAAUCAUACGUUUUUAAUCAUGGAUUCCUAAGAAAUGUCAGAUAAAAUCAUUUGAUUUUGCAUUUAAAAUAAAAAAUUCUAAAUAGUAAACA
Drosophila innubila is the source of this 2018-nucleotide messenger RNA. RefSeq names its product fatty-acid amide hydrolase 2. The record is from RefSeq and is a predicted model, not a curated record. The transcript has 3 exons. Lineage: Eukaryota; Metazoa; Arthropoda; Insecta; Diptera; Drosophilidae. The coding region runs from base 122 to 1708 and encodes 528 amino acids.